This is a messenger RNA of Indicator indicator, 1742 nucleotides long. RefSeq names its product cystathionine gamma-lyase (gene CTH). Lineage: Eukaryota; Metazoa; Chordata; Aves; Piciformes; Indicatoridae. Gene Ontology annotation, cellular component: cytoplasm. The record is from RefSeq and is a predicted model, not a curated record. The coding region runs from base 1 to 1725 and encodes 574 amino acids. Gene Ontology annotation, biological process: transsulfuration. The transcript is spliced from 14 exons. Gene Ontology annotation, molecular function: pyridoxal phosphate binding; cystathionine gamma-lyase activity.
AUGGAAUUUCACAUAAGUCUAGGGAAGAAAGCGUCACCUUUGCUCUAUGCUCCAAACUUGCCAGUACGACGGGUUCCCGCGCUGCCAGGCAGCCACACUUGCUCGCACAACCCGAGCUACGCUGCCUCAGUGUCCCGCCUGAUGCGCGCCGUUCUGCCCGGCUGGGUGGCGGCGCCGUUCCCGCUGCAGGAACUGGGGCAGAUGAGAGGCCCCGGCUAUGCGCACCGGCCGCACUGCGGUAUAGUGGCGCCCCCUGGCGGGCGAGUGCAAAGACCAAAAAGCCGCAGCCCCCGGGCAGAGCCUGCCACUUUCCACCCGAAACCCGCAAGCCCCGAGCCGCCACUCCCUCCGCUCCCUGGCGCCUUGGGCGGAGCCGUGCGCGACGGCGCCGUGGGUGGGGUCAUGCGUGACGUCGCUGUGGGCGGGGCCGUGCGCAGAGGCGGGUCCCGCGUCGCUGGCAGAGGCAAUUCCCGCGUCGCUGGCAGGGGCAGCGGUGCCGACAGCAGCAGGACUGGGGCUAUGGAGCGUGGUGGGGUUCCGUCCUUCCUGCCGCCCUUCCCGCACUUUGCCACGCAGGCCAUCCACGUCGGGCAGGAGCCCGAGCAGUGGCGAUCGGGUGCUCUUGUGCCUCCUCUCUCUCUCGCCACUACCUUCAAGCAAAAAGCUCCGGGGCAGCAUACGGGUUAUGAAUACAGCCGGAGUGGAAACCCUACCCGGAACUGCCUGGAGAAGGCUGUGGCAGCACUUGAUGGAGCUAAAUACUGUUUAGCUUUUGCCUCUGGCUUAGCUGCUACUUUGAACAUCACUCACCUCUUGAAGUCAGGAGACACUAUUAUCUGCAUGGAUGAUGUUUAUGGAGGCACAAAUAGGUACUUCAGAGAAGUAGCCAUGAAAAUGGGGCUGAAUGUGGUUUUUGUUGACUGCACCCAAACAAAAUGCCUAGAAGCUGCCAUUACACCUGAGACCAAGCUUGUUUGGAUUGAAACCCCAACCAACCCCACGCUGAAGGUCAUCGACAUCAAGGCCUGUGCAGAUGUAGUCCACAAGCACAAAGAUGUUCUUCUGGUGGUGGACAACACUUUCAUGUCUGCCUAUUUCCAGCGUCCUUUGUCUCUGGGGGCUGACAUCUGUAUGUACUCUGCCACCAAAUACAUGAAUGGUCAUAGUGAUGUUGUCAUGGGACUUGUUUCAGUGAACUCCGAUGAACUCUAUGAAAGGCUCAAGUUCUUACAAAACUCUCUUGGAGCUGUUCCCUCUCCCUUUGACUGCUACCUCUGCAACCGUGGUCUGAAGACCUUGGAGGUCCGGAUGAAGCAACACUUCCGCAACGCCUUGGCUGUUGCUCGCUUCCUUGAGGCACAUCCCCGGGUGGAGAAGGUCAUUUUCCCAGGUUUGCCCUCACACCCCCAGCAUGAGCUCACCAAGAGGCAGUGCACUGGUUGUCCUGGGAUGGUGACCUUUUACAUCAAAGGAGGUCUGGAACACGCUUCUGCCUUCCUCCGGAACUUAAAGGUUUUUGCGCUGGCGGAGAGUCUGGGCGGAUACGAAAGCCUUGCAGAGCAUCCAGCCAUCAUGACUCACGCCUCAGUGCCUAAAGAAGAUAGAGAGGUUCUUGGAAUCAGUGACACUUUAAUUCGCUUGUCAGUGGGUUUGGAAGACGAAGAAGAUUUACUGGAAGACCUAGAGCAAGCUCUGGAAGCUGUGUUUGCAAACCCUGAGGCUUGAUGUUUACAACCAAAACA